GCAUCCCCCGAGCCCCACGGCCCUGUGGGGCCCCGCAGGCGGGUGCCCAGCGUUGGGAAGGCUCUGCUGGCCGGGGGAGGACCCGGAUCCCUCGCCACGCCUCCCGCCACCCCGGACACGCCGCGGCUGCCGCGGGCUCCCCACGCCGAGCAUCACCCGACCCGCACCGGGCACGGAGGGCACGGACACGCGCGGGCAUGGCAGGAAAAGCCCACAGGCUGAGCACAGAGGAGAGGGAGCAGCUGCUGCCAAACCUGAGAGCUGUGGGGUGGAAUGAGGUGGAAGGCAGAGACGCCAUCUUCAAGGAGUUCCACUUCAAGGACUUCAACCGGGCCUUUGGCUUCAUGACCAGAGUGGCUCUACAGGCAGAAAAACUAGAUCACCACCCUGAGUGGUUCAACGUGUACAAUAAGGUUCACAUCACCUUGAGCACCCACGAGUGUGGAGGGCUGUCGGAGCGGGACAUCAACCUGGCCAGCUUCAUCGAGCAGGUCGCAGCUUCCCUCUCCUGACCGGAGAGACAUGAAGCCAAAAAGCCACUGUGCCACUGCCACAACCUGUGUCUAGACAGCUGCCCCCAGAGCCUUGUCCUGAUUCCAAGCUACAUCCUGGGAUCCAGACUGCCUGACACCUCACCCAUUCCCCUGCCCCAGCUCACUUGGAUGGAGGCCCUGCUCAGGGUGCACAUACUGAGCUUGCAAAUUCCGCCCUUAAAACCUUCCUUAGCCACGUGCUCCCAGCCCAAGUGCUGAGCCUUUCGCCAGGAAUCAGUCAUAUCACAGAAACACAGACUGGUUUGGGUUGGAAGGGACCUUAAAGAUCAUCUCAUUCCAACCCCCGCCAUGGGCAGGGACACCUUCCACUAGCCCAGGUUGCUCCAAGCCCCGUCCAACCUGGCCUUGGACACUUCCAGGGAUGGGGCAGCCACAGCUUCUCUGGGCAAUCUGUGCCAGGGCCUCACCACCCUCACAGGCAAUAAUGUUUUCCUAAUAUCCAAUCUAGACCUCCUCUCUGUCAGUGUAAAGCCAUUCUCCCUUGUCCUGUCACUACAUGCUCUUGUGAAAAGUCCCUCUCCAUGUUUCUUGUGGGCUCCUUUCAGGUCCUGGAAGGCCACAGUUAGGUCACCCCAAAGCCUUCUCCUUUCCAGGCUGAACAAUCCCAAUUCUCCCAGCCUUUCCUCAUAGUAGAGCUGUUCCAUUCCUCUAAUCAACUUGGUGGCCUCCUCUGGACUUGCUCCAACAGCUCCAUGUCCUUCCAGAGUCAUGUUACGCAACUGCACCAGUAAAUCUUUCCCAAGCCUGACUCCAUCCAGCCACUGUGUUGUUGCUUCCAGAAUAUGCUUUCUGCCUAAAACAUGUUUUGUGAACCCCUUGGUCUCUCUGUAACAAACCAGCAACGUGAUGUGCAGUUUGUCAUCCCUGUAACCCCUCUCCAACAGUAUUACAAGCAGGCACGUGGUCUCACCCCAACUGGAACCGGCCUUUAGUAAGAUACCAAGUGAUAAUGUUUACAAUAAAUGUCUUGGUUAACCUGAUGUCAGCUUGGAAAGAGGCCUCACUGAUCAAAUGACACCAGCAGGUCUCCCCGAGGCAGGUACUGCUCUCAGAAAGGGGCUUCUGCCAUGGGAAAAUUUCAUAGAGAAGCGGCACAUGCCUUGGCCUCAAAGUGAUCAGGGUCUGAAAAAGCAGAUUAUCAAAGCCAGAGCAGGUAAAAAAUGCUCGUGUAAAAUCACAUGUGUGCCAUAGCCAAGGCACAAACACAGGGAAGGGACAACCAAAAGGUACAGAAGCAGCACAGCAACAGGCCAGGGGUUGCUUACGUCCCAAAAAAAGGUUGGGGGUGGAUUUGGUGGUACAAGAUCUUCAGCGAUACAAUGAUCAACUUGAUGUGAAA
Molecule: messenger RNA, 1893 nt
Organism: Chiroxiphia lanceolata (lance-tailed manakin)
Lineage: Eukaryota; Metazoa; Chordata; Aves; Passeriformes; Pipridae
Gene: PCBD1
Product: pterin-4 alpha-carbinolamine dehydratase 1
Exons: 4
Coding region: 198-512 (104 amino acids)
Biological process (GO): tetrahydrobiopterin biosynthetic process
Molecular function (GO): 4-alpha-hydroxytetrahydrobiopterin dehydratase activity
Source: RefSeq, a predicted model, not a curated record